Messenger RNA from Gamsiella multidivaricata, 759 nucleotides. RefSeq names its product nucleotide-diphospho-sugar transferase. The transcript is spliced from 3 exons. Gene Ontology annotation, cellular component: endoplasmic reticulum membrane. NCBI's taxonomy places the organism in Eukaryota, Fungi, Mortierellomycota, Mortierellomycetes, Mortierellales, Mortierellaceae. Bases 1 to 759 code for a protein of 252 amino acids. The record is from RefSeq and is a predicted model, not a curated record.
AUGAUGAAGGAAACACUCGAGUUCCUGAAGGCGCAGUCGCAAAGGGAUCCCAAGUUUACGUACGAGAUCUUGAUCGUCGAUGAUGGAUCGCAGGACUCGACCGUCCGGGUUGCGCUCGAGAUGGCUCAAUUGGAGGCCAAUGUCGAUAUUCGGGUGCUGAGCUUUGAGAAGAACAGGGGAAAGGGUGGCGCUGUGAUUCAGGGCAUGCAAUACACGCGCGGAGAGUACAUCUUGAUGGUCGACGCUGAUGGCGCGACUCGGUUCUCGGAUCUGGAGCAGCUGGAGGUCAAAUUGAAGCAGGCUGAGAAGAACGGACUUGGUGUCGCUGUCGGAUCUAGAGCUCACUUGGUUCAAACGGAUGCUGUUGUCAAGCGCUCGUUUAUUCGAAACUUUUUGAUGCACUCGUUUCACAAGGUCGUGUAUAUUCUCGGCAUCCGCGGCAUCGAGGACACGCAGUGCGGCUUCAAACUCUUUACACGCAAGGCAGCCCAGGCGAUCUUCCCGAACAUGCAUGUGGAGGGCUGGAUUUUUGAUAUCGAGGUGCUCAUGAUUGCUCAGCAGCUCCGGAUCCCGAUCGUCGAGGUGCCCGUGGCCUGGCAGGAGAUUGAUGGAUCAAAGGUCUCGUUGAUGAGAGACUCUAUCCAGAUGGCACUCGAUCUGUUGAUCAUUCGGAUGAAUUACAUUUUUGGCAUCUGGGCCAUUCAACCGCUCAAGUCCGCAUCGGUAUCAUCGGAUCAGGAUGCCGCAAAAACGAAAUAA